GAGCCCAGCAUGGUGAUGGCCGAGCCCCGGCGGCCCCCGGCGCUGCUGCCCCGCGGGCUCGGGCCCGUCCGCGUCGGCUUCUACGACAUCGAGGGCACGCUGGGCAAGGGCAACUUCGCCGUGGUGAAGCUGGCGAGGCACCGCAUCACCCGCAGCGAGGUGGCAAUAAAAAUCAUUGACAAAUCUCAGCUGGAUGCUGUGAAUCUGGAGAAGAUCUACAGGGAGGUGCAGAUAAUGAAGUUGCUCGACCACCCACACAUCAAUCAAACUCUACCAGUUUGUUUAGGAGGAGCCAUGCUGUACCUCGUGACAGAAUGCAAAAAUGGGGAGAUUUUUGAUUACCUGGCCAGCCACGGGCGCCUGAGCGAGCCCGAGGCGCGGCGCAAGUUCUGGCAGAUCCUGUCAGCAGUGGAAUAUUGCCAUGGCAGGAAAAUCGUGCACAGGGACCUCAAAGCUGAGAACCUCCUGCUGGACAACAACAUGAACAUCAAAAUAGCAGAUUUUGGCUUUGGGAAUUUCUAUAAGAGCGGGGAGCCUCUGACAACGUGGUGUGGGAGCCCCCCCUACGCAGCCCCAGAGGUGUUUGAAGGGCAGCAGUACGAGGGACCCCAGCUGGACAUUUGGAGCAUGGGGGUGGUGCUCUAUGUGCUGGUGUGUGGAGCUCUGCCCUUUGAUGGACCCACCCUGCCCAUCCUGAGGCAGAGAGUGCUGGAGGGAAGGUUCAGGAUCCCUUAUUUCAUGUCAGAAGAGUGUGAGCACCUGAUCAGGAGGAUGCUGGUCCUGGACCCCUCCAAACGUUUGAGCAUUGCUCAGAUCAAGGAGCACAAGUGGAUGCUGGUGGAGGUGCCUGCCCAGAGGCCAAUCCUGUACCCAGCAGGGGAGGAGAACGAGCCCCUGGGCGAGUACAACGAGCAGGUGCUGAGGCUGAUGCACAGCCUGGGCAUAGACCAGCAGAAAACUCUGGAGUCCCUGCAGAACAAGAGCUACAACCACUUUGCUGCCAUCUAUUACCUGCUGGUGGAGAGGCUCAAGUCGCACAGGAGCAGCUUCCCCGUGGAGCAGCGCGUGGACGCGCGGCAGCGCCGGCCCAGCAGCGUGGCCGAGCAGAGCCUGGCCAAGGCCCAAGCUGUGGUGCCCUCAGUGAACCUGCACUCCCAAAAUCCGAGGUUGCUGCAGUCCCCAGGGCUCCCCUCAGCCUCAGGAGCUGAAACCUUUUCCUUCCCCCCCUCCAGCUGCCAGGGAGAAGCAGCUUUUAUGGAGGAGGAAAGGGUUGAGACACCAAAGGUGAAUGGCUGCCUGCUGGAGCCCGUGCCCCCCGUGGUGCUGAGGAAAGGCUGCCAGUCCCUGCCCUGCAGCAGCAUGGACACCUCCAUCGACGAGGGCAUCGAGGCCCAGGGAGAGCCAGAGGAGGACCCAGGCCAGGCCUUUGCUGCCCUGCAGGCAGCUCGAGGGGGCAAGAGGAGGCACACCCUGGCUGAGGUCACCAACCAGCUGCUGAUGGUGCCAGGCUCAGGGAAAGUGUAUUCCUUGGAUGAGAAUUCCUCGCUGGGCAGCAUCGACUCCGAGUACGACAUGGGCUCCGUGCAGAGGGAUCUGAAAUUCCUGGGGGAGGCUCCUUCCUUGAAGGAGAUGGUGCUGAGCAGCCAGCAGCCCCCAGGGGUGACCUCUCCCUUCCUGGGGCUCAGACCUGCCAACCCAGCCAUGCAGGCCCUGAGCUCCCAAAAACGAGAGGCUCACAACCGCUCCCCCGUCAGCUUCCGCGAGGGCCGGCGCGCCUCCGACACCUCGCUCACCCAAGGAAUUGUAGCAUUUAGGCAGCACCUCCAGAACCUGGCACGAACCAAAGGAAUCCUGGAGCUGAACAAAGUGCAGCUGCUCUAUGAACAAAUGGGAUCAGAGGAAGAGCCUUCCCUGACAUCAGCUGCCACCCAGCUGCAGGACCUCAUUCACAGCCCUGCACAGGAGGAAGGCUCCCAGCAGCAGCAGCAGCAGGGUGCUCACCCCCCGUUGUUAUCCCGGAGGCAGAGCUUGGAGACUCAGUACCUGAAACAGCGGCUCCAGAAGCCCCCUCUGCUCUCCAAAGCUCAGAACACUUGCCAGCUGUACUGCAAAGAGCUGCCCCGGAGUCUGGAGCAGCAGCUCCAGGAGCACAGGCUGCACCAGAAGAGGCUGUUCCUGCAGAAGCAGUCCCAGCUGCAGGCCUACUUUAACCAGAUGCAGAUAGCUGAGAGCUCGUACCCCAGGGCCAGCCCUCUGCCCCUGCCCUGCCCGGAGGAGCUGCAGCCCCAGCAGCAGCAGCAGCAGCAGCAGCAGCAGCAGCCCCAGCAGCAGCAGCAGCAGCAGCAGCCAGCCCAGUUCAGCCUGCAGCAGCCCCUGAGCCCCGUGCUGGAGCCCUCCUCAGGGCAGCUGCACUUUGAGCCUUUCCUCAGGCAGUUCCCCAAGGUGCAGCUGGAGCCCCCCAGCCCGUCCAGGCCGUCCCCAGCAGGGCAGGGCCAGCCCCUGCAGUUCCCUUUUCAGACUUGUGAGCUGCCCUGUGCUGAGCACCACCUGCCCCAGAGCCCUGCAGCACUGCCUGAGAGAGCCAGGGAGAGCCAGAGCAGCUCAGCAGAGGCACAGCCCAGCUACGACCCCCUGGCCCUGUCAGAGCUGCCAGGACUCUUUGAUUGUGAGAUGAUGGAGGCUGUGGAUCCCCAGCACGGUGGCUAUGUCCUGGUCAACUAGCAAAUCAGCACCCAGGAGGGACAAAUGGAGAAGCAUGUGAAUUUUUUGGGGUUUUUUUUAUUUUGGUUUUAUUUUUUUUUUCCUAUUCUCACCCUUGCCCCUUGGGAAUUCAUGGUAGUUUUUCGACCCUUGAAUUGAGAGGGGAAACUAAAAAUUCACCUGGCUGGAAGAAAAGGAAAGAAAAGAAGAAUAAAGGAGCAGGAGGUGUUUGGGCCCUGUGGCCUGGGCUGAAGAAGGGGGAGUGCAGCUUCAUCCCACAGAGUCUGCAAAGAAGGAGGCAAAAAAGGUGAAUUUCAGAGGAAGGAAACAGCCCCUUCCAAAAACAAUUGGGGGAGUUUGUCAGCAUCCAUCCAACAUGCACUUGGAGAGAGGAGAGUGAGUGCACACUUCUCAUACUCCCUGGCAAUAAAAGCAAUAGUUUCAUUGAAAUUCAGGCUGGAUUUGGGUCUGUGCUGAUGGCAGCUGAAAUCCCCUGGAGAAGGAAUUCAAGGGGAGCUGCACUGUGCUUGAGCUCCUGGUCUGGAACUACUCCUGAGCAUCUCAGGCAGCCUCCACUUCUCCUGCUGGCACCUCGAGGAGUUCCCAAACCUUCACUGGCUGCUGGAGGAAUCUGCAGCAAGGGACACCUUGGCUUUGUCAAAAGAAACCUGGGACUGUGUGGAGAGACCUCUGGGUCGGGAUCUGGAGGAUCAAGGAUGAGCCAACAGAGACAGAAGGUAAGAGAGCCAUGAGAAAGCAAGAGCUGCAGGAAAUGCAAUUAAAAAAAAAAAUCCACCAGUGUGGCUUUUAAAAUCACCCCCUUCUGUCCUGGAGAAGUUCUGCUCACUGGAAAGGAUCCACCUGUCCCUGGGUUGCAUUUAAAAAAAAAAACAAACAAACAAAACAAGCAAACAAAACUGUGUUUUGAAUUUGCAGUAUGUGUCGCUGGUGGUUUCUUGAGCUUUGUAUAUUUGGACAAUUAUUUAGGGUUUUAGAACUUUAAGGAUAAAAAAAAACAAUGAGCUUAUAAAAAGUAAAAAAAACACCCCUGUGAAGUGAUAGUGCUGUGCCUUUUUCAGUUCUUUCUCAGCCUAUAUGCUUUUUUCUGAAGAAAGUAGACAAUACCCCAUUUAUAUCCCUGCUGUGGCCAAAGUCCCUUCAGAGCACACGUCCCACCAUGUGGGACAUGUUUAACUUCUCAGUGUUUGAGUGGCUCCUGUAUAUAGGACACUGAAA
This is a messenger RNA of Catharus ustulatus (Swainson's thrush), 3936 nucleotides long. It is a transcript of the gene SIK2, whose product is annotated as salt inducible kinase 2. Gene Ontology annotation, molecular function: protein serine/threonine kinase activity; ATP binding; tau-protein kinase activity. NCBI's taxonomy places the organism in Eukaryota, Metazoa, Chordata, Aves, Passeriformes, Turdidae. The record is from RefSeq and is a predicted model, not a curated record. Gene Ontology annotation, biological process: protein phosphorylation; intracellular signal transduction; microtubule cytoskeleton organization. Gene Ontology annotation, cellular component: cytoplasm.